GUCGAGCGUGAUGAAAAUUCGCGAUAAACGAGAUAAAUCGUUAAGUGACGAGAAAAAUUUGUACAAGGAAAAGAUAGAAGUAUUGACGCUGCUUGGACGACGAGCAAAACAUGAGGAACGACCAGACUUACAAGUUGAACAAUCACAACCACGACCGUUGAAUUUACGAUCAUCAGGCAGUUCGAAAACACGUAUAACCGGCACAGAAUUAGUAGAUAAGAUAGAGGAAUACGACCACGAAGACGACGUGCCACCGCCGUACACAGCUUCGCCUACUGAUUAUACAUCAAGGGGCAUAAAUAACAACAAUGAAAGUAGUACUAUCGUUAGCAGAGUUGCUAGUCUUCGUAAUAAUUUCAAUAAUGAUAACAAUAGUAGAAAUGCAAAGUUAGCGUCCGCCGCAAUCAUUAGGCCCAAAAAACUACCGCCACCCCCCCCCCAACAAAACCAGCCAUCAAAUACAUGA
Molecule: messenger RNA, 466 nt
Organism: Ambispora gerdemannii
Lineage: Eukaryota; Fungi; Glomeromycota; Glomeromycetes; Archaeosporales; Ambisporaceae
Source: the annotation of a GenBank genome assembly